This is a messenger RNA of Sphenostylis stenocarpa, 525 nucleotides long. The record is from the annotation of a GenBank genome assembly. Lineage: Eukaryota; Viridiplantae; Streptophyta; Magnoliopsida; Fabales; Fabaceae.
AUGGCAACACCGAAACAGCCUUAUGAGCAACACCAACAACAACCAAAUGUGCAGCGUGUGAGAAACUCGGGGAUGAUUAACGUCAACCAGAGUCCAAUGAGGGAUGACAAGGAGGAGGAGAUGUCAAGAUCAGCUUUGGCAAUGUUCAGAGCAAAAGAAGAAGAAAUUGAGAGGAAAAAAAUGGAGGUGAGGGAUAAGGUUCAUGCUUACCUGGGUCGAGUAGAGGAGGAAACAAAACGCUUGGCUGAGAUUAGAGAAGAGCUUGAGGGUCUCACAGAUCCAUUGAGGAAGGAGGUUGCAAUGGUUCGAAAGAAAAUAGACAGUGUGAACAAAGAGUUAAAGCCACUGGGCCAAACCUGCCAAAGAAAGGAAAGAGAAUAUAAGGAAGCCCUUGAUUCUUUCAAUGAGAAAAACAAGGAAAAAGCUCAACUUGUUACUAAGCUAAUGGAGCUGGUGACUGAAAGUGAGAAGUUGAGGAUGAAGAAGCUGGAGGAGUUAAGCAAAAACGUAGAUACACUGAACUGA